Molecule: messenger RNA, 1940 nt
Organism: Suillus discolor
Lineage: Eukaryota; Fungi; Basidiomycota; Agaricomycetes; Boletales; Suillaceae
Exons: 6
Coding region: 108-1565 (485 amino acids)
Source: RefSeq, a predicted model, not a curated record
UUGAAAUUUCGUGGCACAUAUGCGAGACUAUUGCGCCAAUCUGUGAACAUCGUGUUCCCUUGUCUCUGUUCUGUCAUGAGCUUGUAUUAGUCCUUGUAAAUUCUACCAUGUCUUGUACCUCGGAUUCCAGCUCUCCAUCACCAGCAAGUUCCCCAAAUUCCAAUGAUCGCUCAAACCUGAGUCUACUUUCCCUCUCUGUUGCUGCUGCAAGUGCUUCGCCAAUAUCCGUUCCAAAGUCUGUGGACAUAGUUGUCCAACCAUUGCAUGUAUCUGGGACCAACUUUGGUCCCAAGCACCGCCGCCUGUCGUCAACUGGCAAGACCAGAAGGAGACUGAGCGAUGCGCGAGAUGCAGCUACUCGACCUUUACCAGCGUCCCUGCAGAGCACGGCUUUAUCCUCACUUGCCACCCUGUCUCUUUCCUCUUCGCCUCCGAGCAGUAAUAUCCAUCACGGCACUUCCCUGAACGCGGUAUCCCGAAGUGUCCUUGAAGCACAAGUACCUGAUCACAUCACUGUGGUGCAAGGGUCUGAUGCUGCACUACUCGGCGGGAACUUUGACGACAAUGAAUUGUCGGCAUCGCUUCCUACUCAUAGCAGUCUGGGUACGAACGGUGGUAUCGCGAAGAACGGAAAGAAGCGUGGCACAAUAUUUACGUGCGAGAGCUGCUCGAAGGUCUACCGGCAUCCUUCUUGUCUCAUUAAACAUCGGUGGGAACAUACACCCCAGUGGCGCGAAGCCUCCAAGUUUGUACUUAGCAAACAUCAGCAAGUCCAAUUGUUGGAGGCUGCCGCCAUAUUGUCGCAUCUUUCACCCUCGUCUACAACCGGGACAUCACUUCCCGAAGAUCGCUCCCUUUGGCCUACCUUUCUCUCUGGCGGCAUAGUCCCGCCUCCCGCUCCCGGGAGCGCACACGAAGGAUCUAACAAUUCGUCUCCUUCGAAACCAAUAUCCAGCUCUGUUCCGGCAACCUCCGCCCUCAGCAGCUCGGGCCGCGCAGGCUCAACCGGACCACGUCUACACGACUACUCCAUUCCCCAAGCCACCGGCCCAGGUGGCAUCACACAACUGCGUCCAGGCCUCCUGGGCGUACCUACCACCCCGAACUCGCGUGCGCCAAGCUCCCCAGUGCCAGUCCCUGCCGCUCCUACAGAUGCCGACGCAAGGAACCUGCUGGCUCUUGGCUCUGUUAGCGUGCACUCAGAGUCUUGGGGCUCGCCGACCUCAUCCUCGUUUUACGGCGUUUCGUCAUUCCCGUCCGCCUCUGCAUCCCUUUCACGUUCGGGAUGGUCCCACCCGCGCUCGUCUGUGCGUUCGAUGUCUGCUUCUUCUCAUUCAAGCGACGACGGCGAGCUUGCCGAAGUUGAUGAUAUCGCAUCUGCGAAUAUGCACAUCCACGGGCGGGUGAGCGGCACACGGUUCAGGUGGAAAUCGGAGGAAGAGGAUGCUGUAUUAUCAUUCAGCGUGCCUGAAGAGGUUGAGGAGGAGGGUAUUGACCCGGGCAUGGUGAAGAAGAAGUCUCAAGAACAAUGGGAUGGUAUGGAAAUGGACAUGGAGAUGGAUUGAUUCCCUCCUGGUAUAGGCUCGCAAGAAGCAAGCCCUCGAUCGACCGCGCGCAUCAAACAAACACGCAAACGAAGUAUUUUAUUUUCUCAGCCUGGUUUCUCACAACGACAACAGAUGUCCACUCAUCGUGUACUUAUUGAACACACCGCAUACCUCACGCUCACCUUUCUGGCAUUGGGCUGUUUCAUCUUUCCUGUUGCCUGUUGUGUUGUUGUCAUCGUCGCUGUCUCAUACUUCUGAAAUUGCGCCACUCGAUCUUUUCGUUUUCGUUUUGUGACAUAUUAGUGAGGCAUCUCUCCGGACUUUUUAUUUCUUUGGUGUAUGUAUAGUUAUUGAAUGUAACACAAUGUGGAAUGAAAUGUGGAAUAUUAUUAU